AUGGCGUCCUUCCAAGUCCCAUUCUCGACGAAUUCGUCGUUUUCGGAAUUGCCACCUAUUUCCCAUUGCCAUCGUUUCUGGGUUAGAUACGAGAGCGGCCAGGUUCACGCCAUGUGCCCUGCCGUUUCUUGCGACGAUACCAGCAAUACUGGCAGCCUUGCUAUUGCUUAG
Messenger RNA from Pyrenophora tritici-repentis Pt-1C-BFP, 171 nucleotides. The record is from RefSeq and is a predicted model, not a curated record. NCBI's taxonomy places the organism in Eukaryota, Fungi, Ascomycota, Dothideomycetes, Pleosporales, Pleosporaceae.